Scophthalmus maximus (turbot) is the source of this 2279-nucleotide messenger RNA. It is a transcript of the gene and2, whose product is annotated as actinodin2. The record is from RefSeq and is a predicted model, not a curated record. Lineage: Eukaryota; Metazoa; Chordata; Actinopteri; Pleuronectiformes; Scophthalmidae. The transcript has 6 exons. Bases 177 to 1766 code for a protein of 529 amino acids.
UAAAAAUGUUUCCCUGCACGCCUGUCCUAUACAGGGGAGCAGAGAGUUAGACGGUUUAGUCAGCUUAGACCACAGUGCAGCAAGCCCCCCCCCCCCCAAAGAAGCUUGAUCCAGAGAGCUGCUGGAUCCAGAGGUGACAACUUCAGCACCUUUGCAGAAAGCACACAAGACAGAAGAUGGCACGUGUUGGACGACCAUCCUUUUCCCUGAUCCACACAGGAUUCCUGUUGGCGAUCGUUCUGUUACCAGAGUUUCUGGGGGCGGUACCAGUGCAGCAGCACAGGGAGGAGGAAGUGACCGCAGUGCAUGAUGAUGUGAAAGCCGAGGCCAUGGACAACCUUGUUCGCAACAGAAGGAACGCCCCCGUCUUGGCUUUGCCUCAGCUCAAGCGCGUGCCAGACUUCUGGGGAUGGUACAAGUACUUCAUGAACAGCCACAACCAGGAGGGAGUCGAGGAUCUGGAUCGUCUGUACAUGACCUACCUGCAGAACAAGCACAGGUCAGAGGAGGGGCCCACCUUCAACCACUACCUCAAGCACCUCAGCGAAAUUUACAAGUCCUGUGCCGAUUCUGACGAUCCCGAGUGCAUUGCGGAGUCCACCAGCAAGCCAAAGGCUGCCCUGGUAAUGCCCUCCGCCAUCAAGUCUGCCUCCAUCAGGAUGUGCAACCCGUACCUCGACCCCUACUGCCUCUUUCCCCUUGUCCCCAACGCUGCGGCCCCAGAGCCUGAGCCAGCUCCGGCCAAGGUACCAGCCCCCAUCCUAACCCCCUUGCUGCCCAUGCCCAUGAAGAGCCCCACUGGCUUCUACUACCACGCCCCUGUCCUGGAGUCCUUCUUGAGCGCUGAGCAGAAGAGCGAGCUGCUGAGGAUCUGCAACCCGGAAGAUGUGGAGUGUCUGCAGUACCACCUGAGGGCAGCCUAUGGCUACCGCCCGGCUCCUGGCCCUGCUCCAUCCUACUCCGCCCUCAAAUGUGACCCCAAGGACCCCUACUGCAAGCCCCUCCUGGUUCAGAAGGCCCCAACCGGCUUCUACCACCUGCUCUACCCCAGCUGUGACCCAGCAGUCGAUCCUCUGUGUGUGACCAACGUUGCUGCCCCUGCUCCCCUUGCUGAGGAGCCUCCUAAAGAGCAACACUGCAACCCUCUGUUCGAUGCCGGCUGCAACCCCCUGACUGCCACCAAGUUGUCAGGCCUCACCAAGCCCGUCCUGGAGUAUGCCCCCAAGGGUCAGCCUGCUCCUCCUCCUGCUCCUCUGUCCUGCGACCCUCUCUAUGAUCCAUACUGCAUACUGGCAGCUGCCGCUGCCCUGCGCAAGCCUGCCCCGCAGAUCCCCGAGCACCAGGUCCGCUACAAGCUCGGCGUCCGCGGCAAGACCAAGGAGGGCCAUGAUUGCUAUGUGCACUAUGACAAAGACUGCACCCCGGUGAAGUCUGGCUCCGAGGCCAAGGCUGACAUCAAGGCUCCAGCCAAGCCCUUCUGCCAUCCAUUCGACCCCAACUGCGGCAAAUUUGCUUCACCGUCCGGCCUCGAGGCCCCAAAGCCCGGCAAGGAUGGAAUCAUCCUGCCCGACCCGGACUGCGACCCCGAGUAUGACUACAACUGCCGCCUGCGCCGCGCUGAGCCUGCUAAUGCUGCUGCUGCUGACGAGCCCGCCGCUGCUGAGGAGAAAGCCGCCGAUGAGCCCGCCAGGGAGGCUCCUCUCCCACGGUCUGCAGUCCCAAACUUUGAAGACUUCCUCAAGGGCGUCAUGCGCCAGUACAAGUAGAUUUCUGAUGUGACAACAGAGUCCACCUUCUGCUAGAUGGGAAAUGGUGCAAACCCAUUCGUCCCCAGGCUUGCUCGACUUCAUGGAUGAAGACCUUCUUCAAUUCAACAGCUCAUUACAAAUUAUCAAAUCGCUCAGAAGAUAUUGCAGUUUUCACACAGGGAUUCUGAUUUUCCCCCACAAUCUGAAGGUUUAUUUUUUGCGCUCCCUUUCUUAUAAAAGGGAGAACAAUUAAAGAGGGCCAAGCAAAACCGAGCAUUGUGUGAAAUUAUAAUGCGCAUUAAAUACUUCAUGUAUUUAUGUUUGUAGAAAAGAGUGGUAUGUAUAGAUGUGUGAUAGAGUAGGUGUAGUUUGAUCGUGUGUCUGCAGGCAAGAAUUUCUCUUUGUUGUACAUUCCCGUUAUCCUGCCUGUAUUUAAUGUUGUUUUCAACAGUUUCAGUUUCAGUUAACUCUAAAGCUCACAAUGCUUCAUAUGUUCAGUUUUUAUGAGGUUCUGAAUAAAAAAGAAUGAAA